Messenger RNA from Lepisosteus oculatus (spotted gar), 8139 nucleotides. It is a transcript of the gene mmp15a, whose product is annotated as matrix metallopeptidase 15a. Gene Ontology annotation, biological process: collagen catabolic process; proteolysis; extracellular matrix organization. Gene Ontology annotation, molecular function: metalloendopeptidase activity; zinc ion binding. Gene Ontology annotation, cellular component: extracellular matrix. The record is from RefSeq and is a predicted model, not a curated record. NCBI's taxonomy places the organism in Eukaryota, Metazoa, Chordata, Actinopteri, Semionotiformes, Lepisosteidae.
CUGUAACUUGCGUCUGUAAUGUAGUCAUUUUAAUUCAUUGUUCAUUAACGAUUCGAGCUGCUGCUGUCGUAUACUGUCUGCACUAGUCGGGGUGUCGGUGUGGAUCUAUCGCUGCCAUUUCAUCCACCAGGCGCAGGGUAUGUAGGGCCCAUGGAAUGAGCGCACGCAACUUACAGGUUUCACUCGAGCAAGGGAAGUUUCUUCCCACCCCCUCGUCGUAUAGAAGGAAAGGGGGCGGUGGGGAGGCUUUUAUUGAACGCGCAAAGCACAAGGGCGCACCAUAGUCGGCGGCGUGCGUCAGCGGCUGCCCGCCUGCCUGGAAGAGCUUGAACACCAGCCCGGGGGAGCUCCGCACAGCGGCGAGCACCGAGUGGACUCCGUCCAGGAAAACUGAAAGAAAGCCGGGACUGCAAGGGAGAAAUCUCCUGCACAUUAAAUCUUUACAAGCGCGGUCGCAAUCCAAGGCAGACGUCAUUAUUUCUGGCGACGAAGGGCUGUGAGAACAUUUGAUUGAAUGCGGGGACUCGGCUUCUUUUUUUAAUGUAUACAAAACCUCGUUUGCAACAAACACAAACAACUUUGGACUGUGUGGGUGCUUCGUGUUCACUGUUAUUUCAGGGCUGGUUGCUGCUGGCUCACUUUCAUUUGUCAGAGUCUGUUGCAGGCUAAUUGUCGUGCUGCUAUCUUUAAUGUGCGGCGCGAUAUCUCUGCAAAUGAGUAAUUUAUAAAAAUCGGACGAGCUCGUUUGUCCGGGGCGUGUUGGGUGGCAGGAUAAAUUUGCUAAAGGAAAUUAAAGAUUAAGAAAACAAAGUGGGGGCAAUUAGGAAGUGCUUUUGAUACGAACAAUUAAGCUGGUGCUUUGUCCGUUUUCAGAACCGCUCUGGCAGGGAAAUUGCGAAUAAAAAUCUGGCACUCCUGCGGGGUUUUGAAGCAGAUCUCCUGGAACGCCUUGGCAAGAGCGUAGCUCUUAAUUGGGCUGCUUUUUGAACCGUGAACUCGGCAGGGGGAAAAAAAAUCAGGUUGGGGAACUCUGCCUCUAUGUGCGAUAGUGAGAGAAGAGGGUAAAGCAAUUCAGAAAUGCCCUUACCAGGACCAACCAAGGAGCAGAGAGCGUUGGCAUUUUGACACAGGACAUAACCCGAAUGAAUUGUGACCUUCAUCUCCGCGAUUCGCAAGAUCUGAGAGAGUGACUACAAGAAUGCUUAUCGUUAGCGGAGAGUUUUAAUAUACCCCCACGAAGUGCAUUCCCCGUGAAUCCCGCAAAUCCCACUUUAGACUGUUGAGACUGUUAAAUAUAUAAAAAAAAACAAGGUACGAUUUUAGAUUACCAGAGGGGACACGGGUCGUUCUAGUACAGGUACUGGACAAUUCGGUGACAGCGGAAUUGACAUGAUGGGAUCUUUGUGGAAAUGCCGGACAUGGUUGCCCUGGAAAUUGAACGUCGUACCAGUUAUUUUGGUUUUCGUCUGCACUGUUGGAGCACGGGCGGCUGAAGAAGAUGCCACUUUCAAUGCAGAGUCCUGGCUGCGGAUGUAUGGAUAUCUUCCCCAGGCCAGCAGAGAGAUGUCCACAAUGAGGUCAGCGCAGAUCUUCUCCAACGCGGUUGCUGACAUGCAGCGAUUCUACGGCCUGACUGUCAGUGGAGUGCUGGACCAGGAAACACAAAAUGCUAUGAAGAGGCCUCGAUGUGGCGUCCCUGAUAAAUUCGGAGGGCUAAUCAAAACGAACGUCCGCAGGAAACGCUAUGCCCUGACUGGCCACAAGUGGAGCAAGAGCCAUCUAACCUACAGCAUCCAGAACUACACGCCGAAGAUUGGCGAGUUUGAAUCAUAUCAGGCCAUCAGGAAAGCCUUCCAGGUGUGGGAGAGCGUGACGCCCCUGCGCUUCGAGGAGAUACCGUACCACGAGGUCAAGUACGGCCGCCGCAAGGAGGCCGACAUCAUGAUCUUCUUCGCCUCGGGUUUCCACGGCGACAGCUCCCCCUUUGACGGCGAGGGGGGGUUCCUCGCCCACGCCUACUUCCCCGGGCCCGGCAUGGGCGGGGACACGCACUUCGACUCGGACGAGCCCUGGACCAUCGGGAACGCCAACCUGAACGGCAACGAUCUGUUCUUGGUGGCUGUCCAUGAGCUUGGCCACGCGUUGGGGCUGGAGCACUCCAACAACCCCCUGGCCAUCAUGGCCCCCUUCUACCAGUGGAUGGACACUGAGAACUUCCAGCUGCCCGAGGAUGAUCUCCGAGGAGUCCAGCAGAUAUAUGGUCCCCCAGAUGCCAGCCCAACACCCACGAAACCACUGCCCCCUGUCGAACCUCGACAGCCUGCUCAUCCGGACCCCAAACCUCCCAACCCCCCCAAAACCCCGCCAGGGGGCAAACCCCACAAUCCAGAUCCUGGCAAGCCACGGACCACCGACCGCCCCGACCACUACGGCCCCAACAUCUGCGACGGGAAUUUCGACACCGUCACGGUCCUGCGAGGAGAGAUGUUCGUGUUCAAGGGGCGCUGGUUUUGGAGGGUUCGUCGUAACCGGGUGCUGGACAACUACCCCAUGCCCAUUGGGCACUUCUGGAGGGGACUUCCUGGAGACAUUGACGCGGCCUAUGAAAGGCAUGAUGGGAAAUUUGUCUUUUUCAAAGGAAGCAAGUUCUGGCUGUUCCGGGAAGCCAAUCUGGAGCCAGGUUAUCCCCAGGAGCUGACCGAAUAUGGACAGGGCAUCCCUUAUGACAAAAUAGAGACAGCCAUUUGGUGGGAACCGACAGGAUACACUUACUUCUUCAAAGGAGACAGGUACUGGCGCUUUAACGAACAGUCUCGAGCCGUGGACAAAGACUACCCCAAACCGAUCAGUGUGUGGGGCGGGAUCCCUCCCUCUCCCAGGGGGUCUUUUCUGAGUGAUGAUGGAGCUUAUACCUUUUUCUACAAAGGAUCUAAGUACUGGAAGUUUGACAAUCAGAGAAUGAAGAUUGAGCCUGGCUAUCCUAAAUCCAUCCUGCGGGACUUCAUGGGCUGUCAGGUGGACCUGGACCUCGAUAAAGACACCGAUACGGACGUGGGGCGCAAGUGGCCCGACGUGAACCAGCCCCCAUUCGACCCCGACGCAGGGCGGGAUCGCACCAAUGACGUAGAUUACAAGGACGAGGGGGAGGGUAACGGCGACGUGGAUGUGGUGGUGAAAAUCGACGAGUACACGCGCACGAUGAACAUCAUCAUGGUAACCGUCCCCCUGAUCCUGGUGCUGUGCAUUCUGGGACUCAUUUUCGCCAUCAUCAAGAUGCAGAGGAAAGGAGCGCCCAAGCUGCUGGUCCACUGCAAGCGCUCCCUGCAGGACUGGGUUUGACCUUUCACCUUCAACCCCGCCCUCCUCCCACACAUCUCCUAACAAACCCCUUCCCAUGGUGCUACCCAAUCUGUUGACUGUAGUCUAUUUAUAUCAGAAAGUUUGCACAUUGAUUUUUUUUUUUGAACAAGGAAAUUCUUGGACUUCUGUCAUUCUCUUUCAGUUUCCUCCAGCAUUCUCUUUGAUUCGGGUUUGCCAUCUGGUCUUUCAUUCAGCUGGUUGAAAUGAAAAAAAGACUGGAGUAGACAAUGAAGGGAUUAAGCCCAUCCUCUGAAUUGUGAUUGCUACAAAAUCUUGUGAGCUCUGCAGUGGAAAGCAGCAGCUAUACUUAAUAGGUUCGGCAUAAACAGUAUAAAAUCUACAGACAGGACAGUUCAUGCUAAAUUAAUUCACCAAAUGCCUUUUACAACACAUGAAGGUUGCACAUUGUCUGGUACUGCAGAUUUUGGGAGUGAUAUUCCUCCUGCCUUCAAACUGUUAGCUUCUCUUCACAUGUGACUGUACUGACCAGAAGAAAAGACUUUUCAGUGUGAAAUUGCGUGGUUAUAGGACUGCUCAGGAAAAGAGUCUUUGUGAAAUGCCCUUUCGGCCCAGGUUGAAAAUGAAUGGGGUUGAGGUUGAUUCAUCACAAAAGCCCUGACAGGAUCCAAAAUUGGAAAACAAAAUCAAAGCCUCUUUAGUUUUUAAACUUUGGUCACACAAAUUACCUCAGAAAAGAUUUUUUCUCAGCCCCAGUUCCAGAGCUAAGUCUCUUUCCAUGAGAAAUGACAGGUAAACACAGCAGGUCUGUACAAAAUGGCACCUCCCCGAAGAUGAAACCGCACCUGAUAAGUGUUCAGGAAGGUGUGAAGGUUUACAGUCUGCGGUUACGGACUAGUGCUGGGCUGCAGGAUCCAGGGGCGUGUGAUUUGUGUGCAAACUAGAGGUGUGGAGAUGGGAGUUGUGUCAGCACGUGUGGGCUGCAAAGGAACAGGAAAGGGUUAAUUCCAUGUUGGAAAUAGAAGGAACAAUUGUUUUACCCCUCACAGCUGAAGAAGGCUGAAAAACCAAAACACUGUGUUUCUUCUUACUAAUUGUCAGAAAUCAGCAAAGGUGAUUUACUUGUUCUUUUGUAUGCAGACUAGGCUGCUUCAGACUGGCAGUGGGUCUUAUUGCUUAAACUGCAUAUGCCGAGAAGACCUGCUGGAGACCAGGGGAAGCUGAGAAGCCUUAACUCGGGUUUCUACAUAUCAAGAUAAUUUUGCUAAGUCUGAAUUUGCAUAAAAUUCAAAGAACAUACAGUAAAAUCUAGGUUCUUAGAGGUGGGGUAGGAUCUGACAAAAUGUGGGUUUUUCUCCACAAACAUGCUAUUCCAUUGUGUCUUGCUGUUCCCAUCAGGCAUCCUUAGUAUCCAUCCGUUCACGAGGAAUAACAACACCACCCAGGACUGAAGUGCACUGAAAAAUAUUUAUCGAGUGUUUCAGUCCUAGUAAAUUUGAUUUAACCUGCGCGGCUGAGGAGCAGCUCCUGGCCACAGGCCAUGGCUAGUGACCAAGGGGCAGCUGCACAGGUGGAGAUGGGGGUGGGGGUGGAGAGAGAUGCAAAAGAGAGAAGGAGAUUAUGUGCAGUAGUUAUAAUCUCUUUUUAAAGUGAGGAAAUGACAUCAGGAAUGAUUACAAUUUAGGACAGCUGGGGCCAGCUGACCUUGCCAUUUUCCCUCCUGAACUGUCGCUGUGAACUCUGUGUGAAGUGCAUUUAAUCUAAACCGAUUCCACAAACUCACUUCUACUGUACACUUGUAUUUAUGUCACCUCUACACUCUCGCCUGCCUGAAGGAACAGAUUCACACAUUUUAAUUGGCCUAUUUUAUAAAAGCAAGCAUAUACAGUAUUGCUUAAUUCAUGACACAUUUCAUGGAGAUAUGGGAAUAUUGCUUUAUUGUUUUUUUGUAGACGUUUCAUCAAGAUUAGAAAAAGCAUUGUAUGAGCUGUGAUCAAGUUCAAUGAUAAGAAAUGUCACAGUACAUUAAUGUACUGAGCAGUGGAAGUUUACAUGUAGACUUCAGUCUGUUAUGUAGACUGUGAUGCAUCAGGAGUCUGUAUGGUGAAGAGAAAAGCACCUGAUGUCUUUCUGACGGUUUGAAACACAACAGAAUACCCAAAGGUCUAUACUAUGUAGGUGUUUUAAUAACUCCUUUAUAUUUAUUGCCAGAUUUAUUUGACUUUUAAGGUGAAUUAUAAAGGUUUCAAUAUAAAGCAAGAAAGACUUGAUAAAUACUGACCUAAAAGAAGAAAAUUGGAGGCCUGUACUUCGCUUUACCAGUGAUGGAUUUUGUUCGAUCCUGUUGCCAGGCAACAUCCUAUCCUAUAUUCCUUCUGUCACUCCCAGAGAGGUUUGGAGCAGAGCUAAUUACAGAUAAAAGCUCCUCUGUUGUCUGGCCACUGAUCGUAAUGACCGGAGCACUUAAGGAUAGGACUGAAGGAUAUUUGUAAGGAGUUUUGUUUUUUUUCUCCUUUAAAUUAUAGAAGAUCCCGCCAUCGUGUUGCAUGACAGAGAGUGAAAUCAUUCUGUAUCUGUCUCUAAGGGUAGCUCUACCGGUAAAUGGGACCAGGUAGAUCUCACGACAGAAAUAUAAAGCAUACUUAAAACUAAGCUUAAAUGAUUGUCGUUCUUGGAGUGCCUCAAAACAUUCACAUUGGAAAACUGCAAUAAAAGUGAAAAUCAUGUUUGUAAUGAACUCCAGACCUGUAACACUGUAGGUGAGUUUGUGUGUUUGAGACUGUGCAUUCCAGGGCAUGGUUUGGGCCUGUAGUUAAAAGUACAGGUGUCCCUCAGUGAGCCGUCACCUCCAAGUCAAUUCUGUAGUCACGGUGAAGCCUCAGACAGGAUAAGAAGAAGCAGGGUGCUCCACCAGCCUCCCCCAGGGGAAAGAUUUAUCAUAUUUAGGAUUUCCACCCACAAAAUACUACAUUUUCUGCUCUCCAGUACUUUGUAUUCUGUACUGAAUAGGGAAAGCGAUGAGCCAGUCCACAAGAAAGAGUGUGAUGUUUGAGCCUUGAGAAUAAGCAUUGCGGUUUUUAAGUGCCAUCCUUCAGUCUUACAGUCUACUCAGACAGGGUGGUUUGUGUCCUCCCGUGUGGCUUUGUUUUUAUCGGAGAUUUUAAAAGGCAAGGUUGAUACUCUACAUUUUAGCUGUAGCUUUUUUUAGGGAGUCUUAAGAGCGCCAAGCUGGCCUGUCAAACCCCGCAGUUUCCAUGUGUCAUAUUGCAAAUUGGCCUUUGCUUUGCAUGCCAGCAGUGGAAUCUGGUUUUAUUUUGAUAGUCGGCACACUCUCUAAAUGUUUACAUAAACACCAACUGUAGUCCAGUUUGGCCCUUAGCACUUAUCCCUUCUGCCCCUUGAGUGUAACGUGCGAUUUGGGAGAUUUAAAAGGACUAAUUCACAGUGAAGUGUUUGCAGCAGAACGUUCCUCUCUCAUCUUCUUAGCUCUAUUCUGAGAGGCAGUCAUUGAUAAAAGUCUCUCAGUUUGCCUCCAAAACAACACUUCCUGUCCAGGACUUCCUGUGCACAGAAAAAUGAGUGAGCCAAGUCCCUAAGUACAUAACAAAGGUUAUGAACGAGAGGAGAAUUCGGCCCAACUGGUUUGUCCUGUGCUCUGUAUUAAUAAUCGGUUGGUACACUUAAAUUCAUGCUGGUAUUCUUAUCUUUGUUGGAUUUCCUAUUGACUUAUUAUAGUUUACUUGCUGUUCUCUGCUCUGCUGAAAUUUAACCCCACGCAGGAUGAGAAGAGGUCACUACCCUUGUGGGGACAUUUUCUCAGAUUUUGACCCCGCAUCCAUAACACAUAGCCCUAAUUUUCCUCACACACAGAUAAUCUAGGCUAGAGGCAGAAAACAUUUCCAUUACUUUCCAUUACAUUGCAAGACUUAAACUCAAAGAGCAAUGUAUUUCCUGAGAGGCGGUCUUUCAGAACAUCAAAUGGUUUGUUGGUAGAUAAUGGAAUCAAGGAUCUAACUCAGCCCUUUCUUGAAAGAAGCCAAGGUAUUGGCUUCAACAACAUGGCUGGGGAGCUUUUUCUGUACACCCAUAACCUUCUGGGUAAUGAAGUGCCUCCUGUUCUCAGUAUUAAGUGCACUUCUGAUUCUGCAGUAGUUCCCACUGUAUUCUCGCAGAAACAGAAGUAAGGAUCAAGGCCUGCCCAGCAGUUUACUGAAGAAGUCAACAACCACCUGAAGCUCGUUUUAAAGCUGAAAGGUGUUUUUUCAGUGUGAAAUAUGGAGCCAAUAGAAGAUGCAGUUAAUAUUUGUGUUGUCUUAACUUUGCCAGUGUCCUUACUCAAAAAGGGUGUCUUGAAGCAACUAUUGCCUUAUUAUUUGAGCCUGAACCAAAUACUAUCAAAUGCAGAUGACAGCAGAGUUCAAGAAAUUUCUUUCAAUCCAGGAAAUGAAUUGAUGCUUCCUGGAUUGUACGAUAUUACUUAAGACCACACACUGUUCUUUAACAAUGAAGGAACAAUGAUGACAGAUUAAUUUUGUGGUCAUUUUGUUUGUCAUUUUCAUGAUGUUUUUUUUACAUUGGAUUGGAUGUUUGACUUUGUUUCAUUUUUAAAAUGUAAAUAUGGUCUUUGUUUAAGAAACAAUUGUUGUUAGGUAUGCUUUUUUAUUUUUAAUUUUCUUUGUGAAUAACAUUCCGUUUAUGCAUUAGUUUCAGACACAGAAGAUUUUAUACAUUUGUUUUAUGUGUUCACUUCCUGUUGAGUGUUUAAUGAUCCAUGCUGGACAUGUGUAGCAAUUACACAAUAAAAUGCUAUAAAACAUAAAA